Molecule: messenger RNA, 1008 nt
Organism: Penicillium argentinense
Lineage: Eukaryota; Fungi; Ascomycota; Eurotiomycetes; Eurotiales; Aspergillaceae
Product: NAD-dependent epimerase/dehydratase family protein
Exons: 1
Coding region: 1-1008 (335 amino acids)
Molecular function (GO): dTDP-glucose 4,6-dehydratase activity
Source: RefSeq, a predicted model, not a curated record
AUGUCUUCGUCCUACGAUGUGCUUGUUACUGGCUCGGCUGGCCACCUCGGCACCGCUCUAAUGCUUCAACUUCCUUCUCUGGGCUUCCGGCCCUUGGGAAUCGAUAUUCUCUCUUCGCCAACAACAACACUCGUUGGCUCUGUGAGCGACCGCACUUUUAUUGCAUCGGUGUUUGACGCCCAUCCCAUCAAGCAUGUUCUCCACGCGGCGACUUUGCAUAAACCCCACAUUUGCAGCCACAGCAAGGAAGAUUUUGUCUCGACCAACAUCCUCGGCACUUUGAUUCUUCUCGAAGAAGCCUCCAGAUUUCAAACUCGGAUCGAGAGCUUCGUCUUUUUCAGUACGACCAGCACCUUUGGCAAGGCGCUCAGUCCUAAGCCAGGGUCUCCCGCCGCUUGGAUCGAUGAAUCAGUCGUUCCCAUCCCAAAGAACAUCUACGGAGUGACAAAAGUUGCAGCUGAGGAAAUGUGUGCAUUGAUGCAGAAGCAAAGUGACCUCCCCGUCCUAGUUCUCCGCACCAGUCGCUUUUUUCCCGAGGAAGAUGAUGACGAAGACCGUCGCGCAGCCAUGAGCGAUGAGAAUCUAAAGGUUUUAGAGCUGGCUUAUCGCAGGGUUGACAUUGAGGAUAUUGUGAGUGCCUCGGUCUGUGCAAUGAAAAAAGCCAAGGGUAUUCGAUGGGGGACGUAUAUCAUCAGUGCCCCGCCACCGUUCCAGAACGAUGAACAGACUCUCGAAGCUCUGAAUCGGAACCCUGCUGAAAUUAUCAGCAAGGCAUUUCCUGAUAUAGACGUCGUCUUCAAAGAAAGGGGCUGGAAAUAUCUUGCGAGAAUUGACCGAGUGUAUGAUUCAAGCAAAGCAGUGAAGGAAUUAGGAUGGAGCCCAAAAUAUACAUUCCCAGAUACAGUGGGGAAGCUGGUUCGAGGUGAAAAAUGGAAGAGCGACUUGACGGCAUUGGUGGGCAAGAAAGGAUAUCAUGCCGUGAGCACUGGAGUGUAUACACGGAGAUGA